Molecule: messenger RNA, 447 nt
Organism: Caenorhabditis remanei
Lineage: Eukaryota; Metazoa; Nematoda; Chromadorea; Rhabditida; Rhabditidae
Exons: 2
Coding region: 1-447 (148 amino acids)
Source: RefSeq, a predicted model, not a curated record
AUGUCGAAACUCCUCUUGCUUCUUCUUCUUUGUGCUCUCCUGACGGUGUCCGUAUCAGUUGCUCCAAGGUCCUACUUCAAAGCGACCGUCGCCUUGUACUGCCCAAUAAAAGGAUACUGGGAAUACUUCGUACGGAUGUGGGAAUCAAAUGAAGGAGGAAGUACGGAUAGAGAGUUACAAGAAAAACACGACACAACUUUCGAUCAGUUGGUGUUCAUCGAUCUACAGUACGAUCUGAAAGAAACAAGCAAAAAAGGAAACGAGGAUGAUGCGGAAAUCGAGUUCAAAUACUGGCAUAAUUGUACGAAAGAUGGAAAGGAUACGGAAUGGAUUGGUGCAUUGGAUGAACUCAAGAUUCCUCUUGGUAAAAAAUAUCAGUAUGGCUUCAAAGCGGUACAUCUGGAUAGAGAAAAUGCGCCAGGGAAUGCGCCCAGCAAGAAAAAAUAA